AUGGAGAAGAAGGAAAAGAACAACCCACAUCAAACCAUGGAUUUCCCUCAAGAUUUCAGGUGUCCCAUUUCAAUGGAGAUCAUGAAAGAACCUGUGACAAUCUCAACAGGCUUCACAUAUGAGAGAAAGAACAUUGAAAAAUGGUUCUUUACCUACAAGAAGACGACAUGCCCAACCACAAUGCAAGUCAUUCAUAAUUUUGAUACCACACCAAACCAUACUCUCAAGAGGCUCAUCCUAGCAUGGCAAAAUAGCCUCUCUCAAUCUUCUUCUUCACCACUACCAUCACCCAAGCACGACGAGCUAGUAUCUCUCCUCAACACUAUCGAGUCGACACCAUUCAAGGUGAGUUCUCUCAAGAAACUCCGAUCCAUCGUUGAAACUGACGAUGAAAUGCAUGAUCAUGUUAAGAAAUCAGGUGGGGUUGAAUUGCUUGUUAGGAUUGUAAUUCAAAUUCUAUCAGAAACCUCGGAUUUUAUCGCUUUUAGAGCUUCUGAGGAAGCUCUAGGUGUUUUGCAUCAUCUCUUAUUAUCAGAAGAAGAUGAAACAAAGACAAUUCAGAUGUUGUCAAAGCCGGAAUCAGUGAAAUCAAUGGCCAUCAUGCUUCAGAGAGGAAGUGCAGAGGCUAGGUUUUACGCCAUUUCGAUAUUCCAAAAGAUGGCGAAAACCGAUUAUAAUUGGAGCUUUGUUUUGAAAGAUCAAGGCAUGGAUUUGUUUAAAUCCAUGUUAGAGCUUGCUUCAGAUGAGAUAUGCACAAAAGCAAGUUCGUGUUCUUUACAAGUUCUUAUAGAGAUUCUGAGUUCAUCCAAAAAAAGCAGACUAAAAGCAAUCGAAGCCGGUGCCAUAUGUGUUCUCAUUGAUCUUCUUCCUGAUUCCAACCGAUCCAAAUGUGAGAAAAUUAUGCAGUUAAUCAAAUUACUUUGUGAAUGUGCUGAAGGGAGAUUGGCUUUUAUUGAGCACGGUCUAGGCAUCGCUGCGGUGUCAAAAAAAAUGUUACACGUGUCAGAUGUCGCGACAAAGAUUGGAGUGAAGAUCUUGUGGUUGAUCUGUAGUUUUCAUCACACAGAGAGGGUUGUGGAGGAAAUGUUGAUGUUUGGUGCUGUGAAAAAGCUGGUGGCAUUGUUGCAUAUCGGUGGGCGGUCGUCGACAAAGAACAAGGUGGUGAAGAUCUUGAAGUUAAAUGUGAAUUCAUGGAGGCGUUACCCUUGUUUUCCUAGUGAGUUGAAGAAGUAUUUGGGUUUAAUGAAUGAUUCUUGCUAA
This is a messenger RNA of Camellia sinensis, 1260 nucleotides long. Its product is annotated as E3 ubiquitin-protein ligase PUB23-like. The record is from RefSeq and is a predicted model, not a curated record. Gene Ontology annotation, biological process: protein ubiquitination. Gene Ontology annotation, molecular function: ubiquitin protein ligase activity. Lineage: Eukaryota; Viridiplantae; Streptophyta; Magnoliopsida; Ericales; Theaceae.